AUGCUUCAUUUUGGGAUACUAUACAUAGAAAUACUAACCCAACUCAAGUUCGCACUAUUUUGCGACUGUUUGGAAAUCGCAUGCCAAACUAAAGAAAAGAUGGCGUCAUUUUGUUCUCGUUCUUCCUUUUUAGGAAAUUAUCAAAAACACAAUCUACUCUUUUGUAACCGCAUUCUAGACUUCUUAGAUCUGGAUUGGGUUAGUAUACUAGUCAAAAACACCUUUAUUCGUUCUGAUCUAUCCUUGGCAAUAAUCGAUCCUGUUGUGUUUGCAUCUCUUUGCUCUUAUAAUGGCCUCGAACGUGUUUGUAGCACUUUUCUGUGUCUAGAUGCCAAUUCCUACCAUGUCCUUUUAUAA
Nematocida homosporus is the source of this 357-nucleotide messenger RNA. RefSeq lists its product as uncharacterized. The record is from RefSeq and is a predicted model, not a curated record. NCBI's taxonomy places the organism in Eukaryota, Fungi, Microsporidia. The transcript has a single exon. Bases 1 to 357 code for a protein of 118 amino acids.